CAUCAUUCGAACAGGAACCUUCCUUGCCCAGCAAAGAAGCCAGACUGUCCUCUUCGCCAACGCAGCCAACCAGCUGUUCGCUCGAGUCGUCAGUGCUGGCCGAGCCAACUUGACAGACUCGUCACGCGCAAUGCAACUCCCUUGACGCUUUUGUUCCCUGACAUACAAGUAUUGAGGAAUUGGGAAGGCGCCUCGAUACGGUCAAUACAAUAAUACUGCUCUGCACAUCACACCCGACCGCCCUCUUGUCAGCCGUUAUUCAGCCUGGCAGGAGAAGAAACCACCGGUCCAUUUGCAGAAAGCACUAAUAAGUCCUCCUACGUCGUGCGAGUCCCGAGAUGUCUGAAAUGCACUCCUGGGCCAGCGCAGCGUCACCAAGCAUCAAGUUCGAGGGAUCGCCCGCCGAAUCUAUUCUCUCGACCCCCGACGAGAUGUAUCCCUCCCUGUUCGGCACUAGCCCUGCGCCGACGACUACCGUUAACCCGGUCGACAUGAGGUCAUCCCAGCCGGCACCUCAACUCCCAAAGCCCGACCUCACAUUACUCGCCGGCCUGACGGCGUUAACACAUACCACCUUGGCCGCGCCUCCGGCCCCGACAACCGUCACCCCGGAGCCGGAGAAGAAGCCGGUCAAGAAGAGGAAGUCGUGGGGUCAAGUCCUUCCCGAGCCCAAGACAAACCUGCCUCCAAGGAAACGCGCGAAGACCGAGGACGAGAAGGAACAGCGGCGAGUCGAGCGUGUCCUCCGAAACCGCCGCGCUGCCCAGUCGUCGCGCGAGCGUAAGCGCCUGGAGGUUGAGGGUCUGGAGAGGAGGAACAAGGAGCUCGAGGCGGCGCUCCUGCAAGCACAGCAAAUCAACCUGACCCUCCUUGAGGAACUCCAGAGGAUGCGGGGUGGCAGCGGUGCCAGGACCUCGCCGGCCUUCGAGGCCCUCCGCCCAACCCCCGUCACCUUCUCGCAGCAAUUGUUCGGCUCCCAGGGCGAUCACAAUCCUGCCAUGGGUAGCACCAGCACGCUGCAGCAGAUCUUGCAAUCCAUCCCAUCAGCCACGAACAAAACGGUGGACCCAUCGUCGCUGUCGCCCGCCCUUCCACCCAUCCCGGAGGCGGCGGAAGAGGAGAACAAGCAGCCGGCGGCGCCCGCCGCUCCUGUUGCGGAUGCCCCCACCACGGCCCAGGCCAGUACUUCCCCCGACGCGACACAACAUCCUGCAGAGAUGUUGUGCCCGGACCUGCAGUGUCGGUCGGCGGAAGCACCAGCCUCGCCGUGGCAGCGGGCGUCCCAGCAACAGCUACACCCAGCACAGACGCUGCUCCUCCAGCUCCAGUUCCUGCUGGCUUCGACCUCGGCGAUGGUUUCAAUAUGCCAGAGGCCCUUGACGCAGAUCGCUAUCUCCUUGAAAGCGGACUUCUCUCUUCCCCCAACUCAAGCGAUUCUGAAUACGAUCAUCUGGCUGGUGACGACACCUCGUCGUUUCCAUUCACGACCGACUUCGACAUCAACGAAUUCAUCACCGACGGCGAGCUCCAUGGCGCGCCCAGCAGCGAGCAGCAGCAGCAGCAGCAACUCCUUGGCCGCUCUGUCGCCGACUCGUCACUCCUCAACCCUGAGACUCCGAACCCUUCGGAAGAUCCUUACCUGCAGCCCCACUCUGGCGCGUCCCUUGAUGGAUGCGACGAUGGCGGUAUUGCGGUUGGUGUCAACUGAGGGACGCUCGGGCGACCGGGUUUCAGGAGCGGACGAGUCUGCGGCGGCAGCAGUCAGCGGGGUUUCGCCGCAGCAGCUGCCACGUCGCGGGUUGAGUGGAUGGCUGAACGGAGCCGCGCUCCCGUCGAAGGAGGUCCUACUCACCCUCUUGUGGGUCCUCAGAGUCGAAGAGCGGAGGCUUCAAAUUCGCGAACAGGCCAAGGCCCUGUCGAAGCCCGGAACGUCCGGUGUCACCCAGACGACGACACCAGCCAACAAGACAACAUUCGUUUUGAAAGUAUUACGUAAGCGAGAGGAGGAAGAACAAGACCGGCCUGCUUCCCUCAAGAGGCGGCGCUUUCAAUGAACGAUCUGUAUGAAUCAAUUUUUUUGGAUGGCAUAGCAUGGCGAAAAGGGAACCCUUGGUAGUCUCGUUUUGCGUUGAUUUCUGGUGCUGCGCGAGACGGCUCGUGCUCUUAUACUGUGUAUAUAUCACAACAAUCUAUGCAUAUUCAUGGACACUUGACUCGGUUUUCUCGUUUUUGGUGCUUGUCCCUAAUGUGUCUCUGUGCCUGUGUGCCGUUCUACCGGGCUGUCCGUAACUGCGGUUAGUAUUUGCAAUGCUUUCCAACAUUGUGAUCCUGAAGAGUCUGGUCCAUGGCAAGUGUUAUGGAGCGAGCUAAGUUGCUUUGGUAUUAAUCUCGC
Thermothelomyces thermophilus ATCC 42464 is the source of this 2392-nucleotide messenger RNA. RefSeq lists its product as uncharacterized. The record is from RefSeq and is a predicted model, not a curated record. Gene Ontology annotation, biological process: positive regulation of transcription by RNA polymerase II. The transcript is spliced from 2 exons. Lineage: Eukaryota; Fungi; Ascomycota; Sordariomycetes; Sordariales; Chaetomiaceae. Gene Ontology annotation, molecular function: DNA-binding transcription factor activity, RNA polymerase II-specific. The coding region runs from base 339 to 2054 and encodes 571 amino acids.